This is a messenger RNA of Cottoperca gobio, 1001 nucleotides long. RefSeq names its product fibrinogen C domain-containing protein 1-like. The transcript has 8 exons. Gene Ontology annotation, biological process: blood coagulation. The record is from RefSeq and is a predicted model, not a curated record. NCBI's taxonomy places the organism in Eukaryota, Metazoa, Chordata, Actinopteri, Perciformes, Bovichtidae. The coding region runs from base 27 to 1001 and encodes 324 amino acids.
AGGAAGUAGAAACAACAGAGAACAGGAUGAUGCUGAACGACAGUUGGACCAUCAUGAACAACAGCAGCUCAGAACUCGACAGCAAACGAUCGAACAAACACAAGAGAUGCUGCAGCUUCCUGUUUUGGUCUGUCGUUACACUGGUCGUCGUGGCGGUCGUCGUCACAGCAACGGUCAUCAUCCUCUACCUGAACCAGUAUCCUCUGCCCUUCUUCAGUAAAAGGGGCGGACUCUCCUCCUCGUCCCCACCUGUGAUCUCGACCAAUCCCAGAGAGUCUGGCGCCCUGGUGUCGGUGUCCCGUGUGGCAGACGGGGAGCCAAUCAGCAUCUUCCUGGACCCGAACUGUCCAGACCUCAGCGAGGGUUUCCUGCGCUGGGAGGCGCUGCAGACCUCUUUGUUGCGUGUGCUGUCCAAUCACAACACAGACGAUUGGCAGGACACGGGAUUGGUCCACAAGCUGGGUGAGGAGCUGAAGGUGUUAUCAGGCCACGCCCACAACCUGAGGCUGGAAGCUGAUUCGCUGAAAAAAGGUCAAGGAGUUCUGGACCAGCGUCUGGACGCUCUGCAGAGCGAGCAGGGCCGCGUCAUGCAGGUGCUGUCUGACAGUCACUCAGGUGUGCUGAAGCUGGUUUCAGGUUUCAGUGAUUCUCUGCUGAGCCUGCAGAGAGAGACAGAGAGUCUGAGGAGCCUCACCACCAGGGCUGUCAGGCCCAGAGACUGCAGUGAUGUUUUGGCCUCCGGUGUUUCUCAGGACGGAGUGUUUUCUGUGUUUCCGACUCACGAACCUGACGGCUUCAUGGUUUACUGCGACAUGAGCACUGACGGAGGAGGCUGGACGGUGAUCCAGAGGAGGGAGGACGGCUCCGUGAAUUUCUUCCGUGACUGGGCGGCGUACCGAGACGGGUUCGGAAAAACUACAGGAGAACACUGGCUAGGUGCAGCUGUCCAGAUCUCUGCUGGCUGGACGGAGAGAAACCAGGACAGACUGUCUGUCUGCUGA